CCAGCUCUCGUGGUUUCUACUAUACAACACAAACCAUAAUUACAUAUGUCAAAACUGUCAUUAACCAAUCAAUCUGAAUAAUCAACCACAUUUUGCGAUGGGAUUUAUGAAUAAACUCUGUAGAAAAUGUAAACGAAUUCGUUAUACUACGGCAAAAAAUAUUUUAAUAAUCUUUUUAAGCAUAUGUGUAAUGUUUCAAUACAACAUGCGCUUAUAUAUAAAUAGACACAUACAUUAUUUUAUAUCUAAACAAGAAAUUCUUAGUUCAUCCGAUUCUGGUGUUUUUUCAUCAUUAUCAAAUCAAGUAAAAAUGGUAACAUUUAGUUUAACAAUAUCACAAAUACUGAUACAUCCAAUAGCCGGAGUAUUAUCCGAUAAAUAUGGUGGAUCACUCCUUUUAAAAAUCGGAUUAUUCAUCGACACAUUACUUUGUAUUAGUUUUGGUCAUAUUGUAUGGUUAUUUCCAUGGUGGGGAUUUCCUGUGAUUAACUUCAUUUUUGGAAGCGCUCAAAGUUUUGUUUUAACAUCCGUUUAUAGCCUUUUAGCGCAUUGGAUCAACAAACCCGAAUUAACAUUUAUAUCAACAGCCAUAAAUGUAACGUGUUUUUGUUGGCACAGCCUUUUUAUCACGAUUAUCGGUUAUGUUGAUGUGAAAUCGGUUUCGUGGUCGAUGGAAAUGGUCGGUUUUGGAGGUUUUACAAUUUUAAUUUUAUUGUUUUUUACCGUUUUUUCCGCACCUUGGACUCAUCCGUACUUAAAAAAAGGACGAAAAACUAAUUUGGAAUACAACACAACGAAUGCCUUUCCACAACGCAUUCCAUUUAAAAAUAUAAUUAAAAGUCAAUCUGUUCGUUCAGUUUGGUUUGGUUAUGUUGCCCAUAAAUGGUUGUUAAUUCAAUUAAUUUUUGGUUAUCAUACUUCAUGGUUGUACAUUUUUGGGGAUUCUAAAUGGAUGGUUAAAGUUUUACCAUUGUUUGGAUUUUUUGGUGGAUUAAUCUCUGGGUAUAUUUUUCAAAAUAUUAUUAACAAAAACAAAAUGCCGAUUAUUUAUGUAAGGAUUGUUGCGAAUUUGGCUGGAAUUCUUUUAGCAAGUUUGUUGAUUACAUUUGGCGCGCAUCGUCACAACAUUUAUUUUUCCUUUAUCUUAUAUUGUUUGGGUUUUGGUGUUCUUGGAGUUGGUUUCACUGGAAGUUCAGUUAACGUACAUGAUAUAACACGACAUUAUAGUGGUACAAUUAUUGGUAUUGGAAAUGGUCUCGUUAAUUGUAUUACACUUUUUUACGAUACAACUCAUCCAGCUAGUUAUUGUAUUGUAAAGUUUUUAAAAAAAUAUUUCAAAAAACAGAAAUAAUUAAAAUUUGU
Onthophagus taurus is the source of this 1362-nucleotide messenger RNA. The record is from RefSeq and is a predicted model, not a curated record. NCBI's taxonomy places the organism in Eukaryota, Metazoa, Arthropoda, Insecta, Coleoptera, Scarabaeidae.